GUGAGAGUGACAGCACAAGGCUGAAACUCUCACGCGGCCACCGCUCCAUCCUUCGGUGGCGCCGCCCGACUCUCGGGGCAGGCGAGGUAGGCGGGGCCAGGCUGCGGUAGCGCCGGGUCUCCCCGCCACCUAGUGGGCUGGGCCCCUCACCCCCCGGGCAGGCCCGGGAGAGCGCCGGUUCCAGACAGCGAGGACUGGCGAGGCGCGGGCUCGUUGGGGAGAAGAGAGCAGAACACCGCCUCCCUCCCCACGCGCUCCACCACCAUGAGCGUACACAACUCAUCCGCUUCCCAAAGCAGCCGAGGUAGUGGGGGGGGCCGUGAGGUGCAGGGCAACGCUGCCCAGACCUCCAACCCGGCCUCCAACCGGGGCGCGGCCACAUCUUCCUCGUCGGGGUCGAGCCUCUAUUCCGAGUGGCGGACCGUGGCCAAUUCGUUUGCCAGCUUCGGGUGGAACGCACUCACAACUAACGCCGGAUACGAGAGCAGCUCCAGCACGCCCUCCCCACUCGACUCCAGUGUUACGCUGAGGACCGACGCGGACUCUAACAUUGGCUACUGGAGCUCUGACGCCCACGGCCAGAACCAUCAGAUCCCGGUGUCUGCCACCCGAUUGAGCGCCGCCGAGGGGGCCGCCCUAGCAUCCAACCUGGACGCCAGCAACCUCGGGGGAUCGCUACCAGCACCUGCCCCGCCCUCAGACUCCACGAGAGUGUCGGUAUCUGAGACCACUCUGCCCGCAGGGCGCGGCUACCCCCGAGUAUCCGUACCAGGACCUCCUACAACCAAUAACUCUUCCCCGGAGUCGAUGCAAGGGUUCGUCCCCCCCGUGACACCUGACUUCCUCAGGGUAUCGACCCCUGCACCUUCUCCACCCAGUAACACUCCCCGAGAGUACGUACAAAGGUCGGCCCCGCCCUCAGUGCAAAGCUCCUUCCGGAGUUCGGUGCAGGGACCUACCACACCUAACUACCCUCUAGUGUCACAGCUAGGGUCCGUGCGGUUCUCAGUAACCGGCUUUCCCCGAGUAUUAGUAAACGGAUUCGCCCAGCUCUCGGACUCCUCCCCGGAGUCGUUGCAAGGGUCCGCACCGCCCUCCAUGUUCAUCACCCCCCGGGGUUCGCUGCAAGGACAGGCCCCGCACUCCGACAUCUCCCGAGCGUCGGUGCAAGAGUCCGCCCGGCCCUCAGUGCCCGGCUCCCCCCGGGGUUCGCUGCAAGGACCGGCCUCGCGCUCGGACUCCUCCCGAGCGUCGGGACAAGGAUUCGCCCAGCCCUCAGUGCCCGACUUCCCCUGGGGUUCGGUACAAGGACUUCUUACGCCCAGGAACUCCUCCCGAGGGUCGGUACGAGGGUCCGCCCAGCCCUCAGUGCCCGGUAGACCCCGAAUAUCCAUAGAAGGAUCGACUCCGCCCACGGGCUUCCCUGGAGGAGCAGUACCAGGGACCGCUCCGCCCUCAGUGCCCGGCUCCACCCGGGUGUCGGUGGAAGAAUCGGCUCCGCCCCUGGACUCCGCCCGAGAGUCGGUACGAGGGUCCGCCCCGCCCUUGACCGGCCCCACUUCUAUACCUACGCCCCGGGAGAGUCUCAAUCGGAGCAUGGCGAGUCGGGAGAAGGCGAGUGGCGCGGGCCACAUGUUCGACGUAGUGGUGAUAGGAGGCGGCAUCUCAGGGCUGUCCGCUGCCAAACUCUUAGCUGAGCAUGACACUAAUGUUUUGGUCUUAGAAGCGCGGGACAGAGUUGGAGGAAGAACAUACACCGUGAGGAAUGAACACGUCAAUUACGUAGAUGUUGGCGGGGCUUACGUGGGACCAACCCAGAAUCGAAUCUUACGCUUAUCUAAGGAGCUGGGUCUAGAGACUUACAAAGUGAAUGUAUGUGAGCGGCUUAUUCAAUAUGUCAAGGGGAAAACUUACCCAUUUCGGGGCGCCUUUCCUCCGGUGUGGAAUCCGGUCGCAUAUCUGGAUUACAACAAUCUGUGGCGGACACUGGAUGACAUGGGGAAGGAGAUUCCAGCCGAUGCUCCGUGGGAUUCCCCACAUGCUGAGGAAUGGGACAAGAUGACCAUGAAAGAGCUCAUCGAUAAAAUCUGCUGGACCAAGACUGCUAGGCAGUUUGCGUAUCUCUUUGUGAACAUCAAUGUGACCUCUGAACCCCACGAGGUGUCGGCGCUGUGGUUCUUGUGGUAUGUGAAACAAUGUGGAGGCACCACUCGGAUAUUCUCGGUCACCAACGGGGGCCAGGAACGGAAGUUUGUAGGUGGAUCUGGUCAAGUGAGCGAACGGAUAAUGGACCGCCUCGGGGACAGGGUGAAGCUGAAGCAUCCUGUCACCUAUGUGGACCAGUCAAGUGACACCAUUGUCGUAGAGACGUUGAAUCAUGAAGUGUAUGAGUGCAGGUAUGUAAUUAGCGCCAUCCCUCCGACACUGACCGCCAAGAUACACUUCAAACCAGAGCUUCCAUCUGAGAGAAAUCAGUUAAUUCAGCGUGUUCCGAUGGGGGCUAUCAUUAAGUGUAUGAUGUAUUACAAGGAAGCCUUUUGGAAGAAGAAGGAUUAUUGUGGUUGUAUGAUCAUUGAAGAUGAGGAGGCGCCAAUCUCAAUAACCCUGGAUGACACCAAGCCAGACGGAUCGCUGCCCGCUAUCAUGGGCUUCAUACUUGCCCGAAAAGCAGAGCGACUUGCCAAGCUCCAUAAAGAAAUCAGGAAGAGGAAAAUCUGUGAGCUGUACGCCAAAGUCCUAGGAUCCCAAGAAGCUUUACACCCCGUGCACUACGAAGAGAAGAACUGGUGUGAGGAACAAUACUCCGGGGGCUGUUACACUGCCUACUUCCCCCCUGGGAUCAUGACUCAGUAUGGAAGGGUGAUUCGCCAGCCAGUCGGCAGGAUUUACUUUGCCGGCACAGAGACAGCCACACAGUGGAGCGGUUACAUGGAAGGAGCAGUAGAGGCCGGAGAACGGGCAGCUAGAGAGGUCUUGAAUGCUCUGGGGAAGGUGGCAAAGAAGGACAUCAGAGUUCAGGAGCCUGAAUCAAAGGACGUUCCAGCGGUGCCAAUCACCCACACCUUUUGGGAGAGGAACCUUCCCUCGGUGGGAGGCCUGCUGAAGAUCAUCGGAUUCACCACCUCCGUAACUGCCCUGUGGAUUGUGGCAUACAAAUUCAGGCUCCUGUCCCGCCCGUGAGGUUCCAGCCACGCGCUUUGUGCUUCUCUUCCCCAGCAGCAUCAAAAGCAAGUUGUUGGCAAAGGCUGUGUCGUUGGACUAUCGUGACAUGCACGGGAUUUAACCCCUCCAUUUAGUCCCAUUCGGUGUCAGAGUAAAAACCACCCAAAGAACCACCUUGUUAAUUUCAAUAAGAUCAAACUGCACUGUGAGAUUUGCCUGUGUAGACUGAUUUGUGUUUGAUCGGUAGAGUGAAACUGUGUGAUCAAUUUCUUAAUUCCCAGACAUCGAAUGGAAGAGCUGAUCAGAAAUCAUUUCCAUGUGGGAUUUUUCUUCUCUUUAACACAAAACGCCUGAUGAUUGCAUGAAGGACACAUUUCGCUUUCUCUCUGGAGUGUGUGCGUAGGCAAAGGCCCAGUCUGUGACUAUCCCUUUUUAGUCUUUAGGAAAUGGUGAGGUGUGCGCCCAGAGGCUCACAGCUUCCUGGGGGUGGGUGAGCCGUUCCCUCUUUGGGUGAAGGGUAGUCAAUGGAAAUAGCAGACAUAGACCAUUAGCAGGGGACAUCUUGCUGGUUGUGCCUAAGGGAUCUCCUGACCGCUUCUGGUUCCUGUGAGCUUUCUAGACAUCUAGUCUAAUGUUCGGUUAACUUAAACGAUGUGGUUACCUUUGAGUAAAUAAUAGCUUGCUAAUCUCUCUCAAGUAGGAGCUGAAAUAGACACGAACGAUUUCCAGUUGCUAUCUGCUGAGACUAUCAAGUACAGCAAGGAGAUUGGGGCUUAUAGUACACCCUCCUUGGCUUUACUUACCAAGUUUAUGACAGACAUGACAUCAACUGAUUUUAAUAUGAAGAGUGACUUCUCUACUUCAGGAGUAAUGUGGCCCAGAAUGCUGCCCACCUCUUUCUGGCCUUUCCCAUUUCAAAACCUCCGAUUUUUUUUUUUUUAAAGCCCCUUCCAGUGGGAUCCAGCCAUAAAAGGCUACUUUCUUAAAUAUCAGCUUCCGGGGGAAAAAAUCAGCACCAAUGUGAUCAAAUAAAGCAGUGGACGAGAUUCAGUAGACUUGGGUACACAGAUGGAUAUGCAGUUAACACCUCAUCCCACAUCAUUGAUGAACGAGGCAUUUUAGAGGAAGUUUCUAGAUAGCUAGUUUACUCUGUAAUGUACCAAAAACCUUAAAUAAAAAUUUUGAGGGACAUAUUUCCACACAUUAUUCAACAAGCAAGAUUCAAAUUCACCUUUUUAAAAAAUUAAUCAGGUCAAUCGUUGGGUGCCUCAGUUAUUUUAUACUUUCAUAAGAGAGUGAUACCAUUGUGUUCACCCCUCUGCUGAAUGCCUCACGAUUGGUUAAAUAGCUUGUAAGUCUACUGCUCUAUCUUCUCCCAUAUUCAGGACUUUAUUUCAUACUCUUAUUAUCUAGUACCUCUUAACCCAAUCCCCUAUCUUCUGUUGAAUGGGAAUUAAACAUUGCCAGAGAAAAGUCAACGCAAGUUUAUUACAUAAUUAAUCUUAUAAAUUCACAAGUCCCUGGACCCUGAUAAUGAGGGCUUAAGGUACUCCAGGUUUUGCCUAACCAAGGAGCAGAGAGCAGGAUUUUUCUGCCACGCUUUACUUUGUAAUUGAAAAGCGUUUUAGCUAACGUAGGAGUUUGGGUAAUGUCUUGGAUAUGCUCCAGUCUGGAAGGAGUGGCCGCAUAUUAUAUCAAACUGCUUAGAGAAAUCACAUCCCCAAUCUAUUUCAGUUGUUUCUGUUCACUUACUGAUUAACUUUGGUUCUGACACACCUUUUGGAGAAAUGCUGAUUUAAACCUCUUAACUGGCAAUAGUUUGAGCUAUGAGGAGGUUGUUAGCAUAGCGAAGUCUUUAAUGUAAAAGGACUCCGGAGUCUGUGAUGUACCCUCUUCGCAAACUUUUUAGAAUACCAGUUUAUUUCUCCUAAUGAGAAUCAACCCACCAGGAUCCCAUAGGUAGAUCUUUUUCUUCCAACCCCGAGAACUGAAAGGCAGUUUAAACAGCUCCUAGGGCCUCUGGCAUUUGCUUCCCAAUUCUGAAGGCAGAGUUGGCCUCACUCCAUAGGAAGUUCGAGAAUUAGACAUAAAAACUUAACCUUUUUGUCACAGCUGUUGAAGAAGGACUUACACCACACUAAAGGAAAACUCCCAAAGGAUUGUGAACUAUAUUUACUUUGAUCGUGAACUUGCUGCCUCCUGUUCUGUCUGAAGUGUGUCCCAGCGCUACAUGUGCAAGUACACAUACAUGUGUGUUUUGCCAUUGAAAUGUGACUUUGCCUGUGUGGUACUGUUUUGUUUAAUAAAGUGCAUUCCCUUCCCUGA
This is a messenger RNA of Suricata suricatta (meerkat), 5487 nucleotides long. Its product is annotated as amine oxidase [flavin-containing] A. Gene Ontology annotation, molecular function: oxidoreductase activity. The transcript is spliced from 16 exons. The record is from RefSeq and is a predicted model, not a curated record. The coding region runs from base 265 to 3180 and encodes 971 amino acids. NCBI's taxonomy places the organism in Eukaryota, Metazoa, Chordata, Mammalia, Carnivora, Herpestidae.